GUGCGUGCGGAUGCGGAUGGAUGAAUUGAUGGAUUCGAUUCUUUCUCAGCAGGAAAACGCUUUCCCAGUGACGCCCCGCUCCUCCCCAUUUCAAAAUUUCUACCACUUUUUCUUCCGCAUUCAAAAACCCUAACUCCUCCUCCUCCUCCUCCUCCUCCUCAGAGAUCGCAUCUAAUUUCCCUGCAAUCUAGAAUCAACCACUUUCUUCAUCUGGGUUUUUCCCUAGGACGGCCCCAAGCUGAAAAGUCAUUUGCUUUUUGAAUAAGGGCUGGGUUGGGUUUGGACUUUGGAAAGAGGAAAUGGUGGAGGAGGAUGAAUGCGCGCAUGGGACUGCGUCGGAUCGGUCGUUUCCGAGCACCAGACCGGAUUCGAGGGUGACGGGGGAGAAGGAGAAACGGGGUGGCUUAGAAUUUGGGCUAAAACGCGAAAUCGAUCGCAAGCGGGUCAAAAUGCGAGCCCUUGAAUCCGUGCUGCAUGCCGAAGGAAUUGAUACGCAUAAACCAAAUUUUAUGAAAGACAAAGAAGCUAUUGAACAGUCUCAUUCUUGUGAAAUUGAAAGGUCCCAAGUUAUAGAAGGGCCUGUCACUACAAAUUCAAAUGCUGUUCAAGCAGAAACGACGGCAAGGCUCACAUUACACCGCCUGGUUGACCGUGUUCCUGGAUCUUCUGAUUUCAAUUCGAAAAUUUGCACCACUAGAAAUUCGGCGUGUGUUGACCCCCUGCCCAUUUUGACGGAUGGCAACAGAUUAUCUUCAGUUAGAGAGCACACAAUGGAUUGUGAUGUUGGUAUUGCAGCAUCAAGGGGCACUGGCUUGGAUCUCAACGCAGAAGAUGUUUCGAGUUUGGUAAAUCAGGGCCAGUUCAAUCCAUACAAAAAUCAUGAUCAUUUGAAAUCAAGUGAUGUUUCUGAGUGUGGGAGUUCUACUGGGUCAUUUGAGGAUAAUGAUCCACUGCGAGUUUGGAAAGAGAUGAAGCAAAAUGGAUUUCUCUCAUCUUCUCAUGGUGGCAUACCGGUGCCAAAGCAGCGUGGGAGGAAAAGUAAAAAUGAUGAGUAUAAAAAGAAGAUGGAGCAGGCAAAGAGAGAACAGAUUGACAAGUUUACAAAGAUCGCUGCGCCAAGUGGGCUCCUCAAUGAAUUGAACCCUGGAAUUAUAAACCAUGUGAGAAAUAGCAAGCAGGUUCAUUCCAUAAUUAAGGCCCUCGUAAAAUCUGAAGAAAGAGAAAAUGCUCGUGCUGGAAGCAAACAGAAAAGCCAAUUUCAUACCCGAUCCAAUGAUUUUAGUGACAAGUAUACAGAAAAUACAAAUGAUUCGGGAAUGAAUACUAUUUCUCUUUCUCGUAAAGAUGGACCUCCAAAUACUCUAUCAUUGAACAGCCUAACACGAGAAUACCCCAUGUCAUUAAAUAAAACAUAUUUUUUGAGUUCAGUGGACAAAAAUGGUGACUCGAAUAUAGUUGAAAGAAGGAGCUGUUGUAAAACUUCUUGUACUUCGCACUGUACUCACAAAAGUAAGGAUGAUAUACUUGCAUUGAAGUUGUCAUCAUCUACACCAAUUGUGCCAGAGAUGACUAACUCCUUAUCGAACGAUGGUUCCCCCAGCAAAAACAGUGUUCCUUCCCUUUCUGUAAAAGCGGCUACAGUUGCAUCUCAAUGGUUGGAACUUCUUCAUCUAGACAUUAAAGGACGUCUUGGAGCUUUGCGACGUAGUAAGAAAAGGGUUCGGGCUGUAAUUCACACAGAAUUGCCUUUUUUGCUCUCAAAAGAAUUCUCAGCAAAUCAGGAGAAUGAUCCUUCUGUUAUGAAAAUUUCUGCUACUGAAUGUUCAUUCAAAUCAGCUGCUGACAUGCAUCGAGCUAGGUGGACUGCAUUGUUUGAUCAGAUGGACAAAGCACUUUCCGAGGAGGAGAAACAGCUUGAAGAUUGGUUGAACCAAGUAAAGGAAAUGCAAGUGCACUGUGAAUGGGGCCUGCAAAAUAUCCCUUGGAAUGCACUAUGUGACUUGCGACAAUUGGGAACAUCUGAAAAAUGCUCCAGUUUUCUGGCAAGCAGAUCAGAGAAAGGAGACGACUCCGAGAGGGAUUUAGCUGUUCGUGCGGCUGCAGCCUCCAUUUAUUCAACAUGCAGCUUUUUGCAAACAAUGGAAAAUGUCCCAUGUUUCUGACUCCAAUCCCUUCUUCUACACCACCCCAAUUUUAAUUUAAUUGUACUGGUUAAAAAAGUUUGGGAUUGUUGUUUGGACAGGGUAGAGUAGUUUAGCCUGUUAUUCUGUACCAUCAAUAGAGGGCAUUGUGUUUCACAGCCGUUGUAUGAUUUACAAGAGUUAUCAGUAAACUGAAUUUUGGGUUCUUUAAUGCACCUCAGCUAAAAAAUUUGGAGUACUUGGUGAGUUAUGUUUUGUGGAUAAUCAUACAACACAAAGGGUCGGACGAGGCGAUAAAAAGGCUGAUUUGAAAUGAUGGAUUGGUGCAUAAUUUCAGAGGGAGAGGAAUAGGAACCUGUGUGCAACCACAGCCUUUAUUUUUUUUUAGUAAUUUAAUCAUGUUCCGUUGUGCUCCUGGCUCUUGUUCUCAAAGGGUUCAAUUGUACACAUGUUUUAAGCUUUUCAAAGAUAAUAUUCAAAUUCUUCGCA
Malania oleifera is the source of this 2630-nucleotide messenger RNA. RefSeq lists its product as uncharacterized. Bases 300 to 2162 code for a protein of 620 amino acids. The record is from RefSeq and is a predicted model, not a curated record. NCBI's taxonomy places the organism in Eukaryota, Viridiplantae, Streptophyta, Magnoliopsida, Santalales, Ximeniaceae. The transcript has 7 exons.